UAUGUUUCGUUUAAUCUUUCAUUUCAAUAAUCAUAGCAAGUUUAAAUUUCAAAUUCCUUGUAUUUGCGUUUGAAAAUGUACCCUCUGGUGGCGGGUGAAGGUACCGAUGUUGAAAAUUAAUUUGAUACCGAUACAUCCGUUUUCGGUAAGGUCGGCCGUUUUCAAAAAGUUGCAAGUCGAUAUUGACGAAAUAAUUUUAAGUAUUCUGAGGUAUCCGAAGGACGCUAAUCAUUCCAAAGCAUGGCUAAGCAUCAUCCAGAUUUGAUAUUUUGUAGGAAACAGCCGGGCGUUGCUAUUGGUCGAUUAUGUGAAAAGUGUGAUGGAAAAUGUGUAAUCUGCGACUCGUAUGUGAGACCUUGUACACUGGUACGAAUUUGUGACGAAUGUAAUUACGGAUCUUACCAAGGCCGUUGCGUUAUCUGCGGAGGCCCCGGUGUAUCUGAUGCAUAUUACUGCAAAGAAUGUACAAUUCAAGAAAAAGAUAGAGACGGGUGCCCGAAAAUUGUAAACCUGGGAAGUUCGAAAACGGAUCUAUUCUACGAAAGGAAAAAGUAUGGAUUUAAACGACGAUAGAUGUAAUUAUGUGUAUAAGUAUAGACUAUAACAUCUCGGUAUCUGUAAGUUAUGAUGUGUGAAAUGAGAAUGAAUGAGGAUGGAACAUUGCGUUCUGUGUUUUUAUAAUAAACGGUUGAAUUAUAUUCGUACAUCUGUAUUUCGUUUUUAUUCUUAUUUAUGACGAGGCAACGAUAGGCAAAAUCAUUGGACCGAUUCCUAAUUACAUUUCCUGUCCGUCGAUCCCCUGCAGAGAUUUGGAUUUAGACAAGGGAUAAUUGGAAAAUGAAAGUUGAUCGUGAAAAGUUAUACUUGAUUUUUAUUUAAAUAUAGCUCUAUUCAUUUGUCAUCAACAUUAUUCUACGAAUGAAUUAUGUUUUCCUAAUUUUUUUUACAAUUUGUUUUCGUCCUUGUACGUUAUAUUUGCACACAACGUACUUUAAAGUUUUUGAAUACGUUUAAAACCACAUAUCUAGAGAAAUAGUGUUAGAAGAAUAAUGCACGCAGAUCAAACAAUCUUUAUUAACACAGAUGUUACAUUUUGGCACGCAAUUUUGAGGGCACGAUUUUUGCCAAAGAAAAACUUGUCUUUCACCGUUUCACAAGUAUUAUAUAUGAGAGAACUUCUGCAAAGAGUUUUUUCCAAAAGACUGUACUUAUAUUUGCAAAAAGCCAUGUUUUUUAGAAAUACAUAACUGUUUAAAAAGACUGCAUAAAAUAUUCAAAUUUUCAAUUCUCUAGGCGGUUCCACUUGCAUUACUCUUCUGCUACAGUGUCUGACUUAGCGUAUGACUAUUACAAUCCAAUAGUUUAUUUAGUAACAAUUUCAGUUACCUGUACCAAUUAUUAAACAUUUUCUAACAGUUUUACUAACAUUGUCGUAAGUCAUAUGUGUCGUAUUAUAUUUGUAUUCGUCAGACUAUUUAACUGAGAAUAUGAACACUUUUAUUCUAAUCUUUGUUCGAUAAAUAUCAAUCGGAAAUUUGAAACCAAUACCGAUUAUUUCUGCCCUUAUACUUAGGGAAAUAUGUAAGUUUACUAAUAAAGCUGUUGAAAUUCAUUUCAUAUCGUUGAUUCAAUUCACUUUAACUUGGGCACAAACUUAUUUGGUAAAAUAUUACCCUAUUUGGCCAAUAUUCAAUACUGUUGAGCUGCAUUAGUUAUUUCUUAUCAAGUCAGUUUCUAGUAGACGGUAUUGUCAGUAAAAUUAUUAGAGAAGAGAAUCAAAGUUUUUACAAUGAUAAACCACGAAUGAUAGACCAACUACUUGCAAUUCAUAACCUACUGAAAAUUUGCUAUAACUUUGAUCGACUAUUUUUUUUUCUCUUUUUUGGUAUACAUAUAUACCUAUAUAUAUAUUUUUCUUUAUUUUAAACACUAAUCAAUUAAUCUAUCAUCGCUAACAUGCAUGAGAUGGUUAGUUUUCAGUAUUGUACUUCUCAGCUGUAAUUUAUGAUUAACAACCGACGUGAUCAUCAGUUAUUAUCAUUGUAUUAAUCGCUCUUUUUACUAUUCACAAAUUCACUAUUCUACAUCUUAAAGAUCGAUGGGUGCCGCGUAAGCUAAUUCUUAGCAAUACACAAAGCCAUUCGAUUGGUCAUACGAUAUACUUAUCAAAAAAUUUAAUUAAUCGUAAAGAGCAAAUACUUGAAAUCUUUUCUCUGGAUUUAAACAUCAUCGCAGCUAUUGAAUUUUACUUCUUAGGACAGUAAGACGUAAGCAAUAUUACCCUACGUCUGUACUUGUUUACAUAUAAACUUUACGCUAAUGACAAAUAUGAGAUCCUAAAAUCCAAUAUUUUUUAGGUUCCUAACAUUUAUAUUUAGUUCUUACUAAACUGACCGUGAAAUUGGCCAAGUGUUAAUUUAAUUCAAUAUCCCUCAUAUUAAGAGUAUUUAACUUAUUAGAAAGGAA
Neodiprion virginianus is the source of this 2466-nucleotide messenger RNA. It is a transcript of the gene Phf5a, whose product is annotated as PHD finger-like domain-containing protein 5A. Gene Ontology annotation, biological process: mRNA splicing, via spliceosome. Gene Ontology annotation, cellular component: precatalytic spliceosome; U2 snRNP; U12-type spliceosomal complex. The transcript has 3 exons. NCBI's taxonomy places the organism in Eukaryota, Metazoa, Arthropoda, Insecta, Hymenoptera, Diprionidae. The record is from RefSeq and is a predicted model, not a curated record. The coding region runs from base 241 to 573 and encodes 110 amino acids.